Molecule: messenger RNA, 366 nt
Organism: Suillus subalutaceus
Lineage: Eukaryota; Fungi; Basidiomycota; Agaricomycetes; Boletales; Suillaceae
Exons: 1
Source: RefSeq, a predicted model, not a curated record
UUCUGGACAAGUUCUACACGGAAUUCGCGGAUCGAGCGUCUAUGGGUUGAAGUUGGCACGCAGUUUGCUAGGAGGUGGAGAGCAUUUUUCACUCGACUUGAAAACCAUCACGGGCUCAACCCUCACAGCCCUAGUCAUAUCUGGUUGCUCCAGACUCUGUUCCUCGAUGAAAUCAAUCAAGAUUGUUCGGAUUUCUGGGCGGAAUGGAACUGUCAUCCGAUACGUGGUCCUGAUACAAAUGAUAAGAGCCCUAAGGUAAAUGCGUCGUUUUACAUUUAUGUGACCCUGACAAAUUAUCUCAUUGUGACCCAGGAUUUACGUUUUUUUAGGUCAAAUGCAGUUUGGCGUGUAUCGAGACGACUGUGA